This is a messenger RNA of Anastrepha obliqua, 4033 nucleotides long. RefSeq lists its product as uncharacterized. NCBI's taxonomy places the organism in Eukaryota, Metazoa, Arthropoda, Insecta, Diptera, Tephritidae. Bases 1404 to 3380 code for a protein of 658 amino acids. The transcript has 2 exons. The record is from RefSeq and is a predicted model, not a curated record.
UAGAGUGAACAACGUUUACGCAAUUAACGGGUUUUGCGCUUCUUCGUUUAAUCGUCGGAUUUUUUCGUUUCAUUACAUUCAUGCACAAAUACACACACAGUAUACUUUAGUAUGUUGUCUGGAUAAACUGCGAAUUUCAUGGCAUUCCGUUGUGAUCUAAUCCAUUGAAUUCAGUAUUUUCAUACAUUCGGAUCGUCGUAUUUUUGAAAACUAUUCGCAUAUUUUCACUUUGCGGAUUAAAAUCGAAGAAAAAACAUCUAACGAUCAGCCGAAUUGACGUUAUUAAAAUAUUAAAAACAUAAAAAAAUAACAAAAAAAAACGACGAUUUUGUUUUACAACACCGAUUGCAGCUUCUUUGUGUAUCCGUGCAAGUAGUGCAUACAUACAUACAUAUAUACCUACAUACAUACGUACAUAUGUAUUGUUGUGCGUACUUGUCUACAUUGGUAUUUGCAAAAAAGAGGAAAUUCUUGAACGCCGCCAUAUUUAUUUUGCCACGACAAUAAAAAACAAGAUAUUACACUUACCACAUAUCCGCACCACGAAAGCAUGACAAAGCUGUAAAUAUAUGUACAUACAUACAUAGGCAUAUCUAAGCAAAGAAUCAAUGGGCGCACGACGCUUCAGUGUGGAAGUCAGUAAUUCUACCGUCAAAUUCCAUUAGCCAGAAUACUUGAGCUGCAUUCUUUUAACCUUUAAAUUUCAAGUGCCAAAAAUAAAGAGAUCAACAGCAAUAAUAAAACCAAUUUGUGUAUACGUGUGCGUGUAUAUUUUGAAAAAGUGUAAAUAUAAUAUAAGAAUCUGGAUCUACAACAAAGUAGUACUGUAGGGUGUCUGCAAUGUUCAGUGUUGCGGGUAUGCUUAUUAAUAAGUACGGAAAUUAACAGUUUUACACGUACACAAGUAUCUUUGCAUACAUAUUGACAAAGGUGUGUGUGUGUGUAAAUGAGAAGAAAUAUUAAGAAUGCAUAUCUUGCAUGAUCGCAAUUGUUGUAAGUAGUUUUAUAUUUAUGAUUGUGCUUAAAAAUAAUUUGGUGAAAAUAUGUAAAACAAACGAAUUGAAGUUUAAGAUGGAGUAAAAUAUUAUAGCUGGAUUCAAGAACCACUUAGAAACCCAUCAAAACCAGAAAAUCAACUUUGUUAACGGCUUUGCUUGACAAAACUUCGGUAUACUCAAUUCACUUGUGUCUCAUAUGUGUAUGUGCAUGCAUAAAUUUUGCUGCCACUAAUCUCUCUGCCUUACAUGCGUACUCAUAAAAGCUUUCUUUUUAUGCCUAUUGCCUUUCGUCAAGUGUCACUUGAAACUGUGCUUGAAACUGUGACUAAAAGUGUAUUUAAUCCCACUAAAUAAUUAGGCAGCUAACUUUUUUCCGCGCAUACAAAUAUUUUAGCACACAAAAAAAUGGGUGACUCUACGCCUAUAUGUCGGUGUCGCGUACUUUAUUUGGGCAGUGCUGUGCCGCGCCAGAGCAAGGAUGGGCUACAAGGUAUUCAAGAGCCACUACGCAGUCUGUAUCCUUCGGAAGGUGCCAUCGGCGCUAAAGGCAUUGAUUCAUGGUUAAGUGUUUGGUCAAAUGGAAUUCUACUUGAAAACGUUGAUGAGAAUUUAAAACAAAUUACGCGAUUUUUCCCCAUUGAAUCACUGCACUAUUGCGCUGCUGUACGUCAAGUUCUAAUACCAGAACGCGGAAAUUCUAAGACCGAACCGAAAUUUCUACCACUUGACUCACCGUUCGCUCGAAUGCCCCGCGCGCACCAUCCACCAAUAUUUGCCGCUAUACUACGACGUACGACUGGCAUCAAAGUGCUUGAGUGUCACGUGUUUAUUUGUAAACGGGAAGCUGCCGCAAAUGCUCUAGUCAGAUGUUGUUUUCACGCAUAUGCCGACAAUUCGUAUGCCCGUCAAUUGGAGACAGGUAGUUCUGGUGGCGGUGCUGGCAGCAGUGCCUAUGGCACGCUCAAAAGUGCCGUUGGUAGCAAAUCAAAUGGAGACCUAACUGGCAUCGGCUUGUCCAAUGGCAAUCAUCAUCAUAUAGGCGCCUCCUCAAGCCAAGGUGGGUGGCGUUCACGCGCCGGUAGUACCACCACCCUGAACAGUGUUGGCAGGCAAUCCAAUGGUCAUACUUUUAAUGGCACCAGUGGCAUCAGCCUGAAUGGUGGAGGAAGCAAUAGUAGUGCCGCUGAAGGGUACACAUCUGUGAAGAAUUUUUAUGGAAGUAGCGCCGAUUUGAAUGUAACCGUGGAUGACGGCGAGACUUCUAUAUACAAUGGAGAUGAGAACCACAAAGUCUGGAAUGGUUCGCAAGAUCAACUUGAUGCUAUAGCAGUAGAAAGUCCAUAUGAAGUGUUUUCGGGCAACACAUCCACUUUGGGACGACCUGUGAGAGCUCGUCAAAUAAGCACACCCAUCGAUGUACCUCCUCCACCGAUGCGAGAGGAAGCUUAUAAAAAACGUAAAGAUAAGGGAGCAUCAAAAACGCCUGGUAGCCAAAGCCUCUCCGGGACACUAAUACGUCCGAAGCCCAUUCAUCCAGUAACAUUGCAGCGGCACGGAGUUUAUGCUGGUGUUCCAGGAAAUGGCAUUUAUGGUCCAGUAGUUGGAUCUGGAGCAUAUCCAUCGCCACAAGGCUCACGAAACUAUCACACAAUCAGUCAUCGAGGUUUCCAUGGUGGUCCUCUGGGCCCACCUGCGCACAAUCAUUACCCUGGCAUGCCACCUCCGCCACAAAUGAUGCAUCCACCACAUAUGGGCAUGCCCAUGCAAAUGCCCGUCAUAAUGCCACAACAAUAUGCAACGCUGCAAUCCACGCGCACCACAAAGAAAAAGAAGGAUAAAAAGAGCAGUGGCAUACCUGUUGGAUUACCCAUUGUGCCACCUGUUUAUGCAUUCCAUCAGCCCAUGGGUGCAUCGCCGCAAUCGCAACCUGCUAUGGCGCAAUCCCUAAUCGGCGAACCGCGUCCACUAGCGAUGUCGAAUCGCAAGUUGGCAGUGUCCAUGGGCAAUGGACUCGAUGACGCACUCAAUUCGGGCACAGAAUCACCAGGCGGUACAGGCAUCUACCGACGAAAAGGUCAUCUAAACGAAAGAGCCUUCAGUUAUUCUAUACGCCAAGAGCACCGCAGCCGUAGUCAUGGCUCAUUAGCUAGUCUACAGUUUAAUCCACCUGACAUGAAGAAGGAACGCGAAAUUGCCCAAAUGGUAGCAGGACUUGACUUGAGUGCUAGCGAAGAAAGGGAAAUGGAUCGAAAACACAUGCACGCAAACAAUGGCGGUGGAGCUGGCAUUCAGCCGCCUCAAGCGAUUUACGGAAACGGAGUUACAACUGCGGUAUACGGCAACAACAUGGGUCCGGGCAACUUUGGCAAGGCUCGAAGAUAAAUCAAUUUGAUGGAAUGCAAUGGCAUUAUUGUGCAUUUCUAUUCAAAAGAGGUCAUAUAAAUAUGUUUUAAAGCAUGUGUAUGUAGUAUCAUUUUAAUAAUUACGGUAGGAUGGCAAAUAUAAUUUUGUAGCGUAAAUAUGUAAUUAUUACUAGGCUAAGUUAUGUGCGGACAUUUACAUAUCCGAUCUGUAUAUUAAUUUGCAAAAAAGGAAAAAAAAGAGGAACACGGUUUGGGACCUACAACAAAUACUGAAUUACAAAUGCGCCUAUUCAUACAGCUGUAAAAAUAAUAAUAAUAAUAAAGAAGGUAAAACCAAAGAGAUACCGGAGUAAAAACGUCGGCGGGUUCUUCUUUUGUAUGCGUUAGUAAUUUGCUCUCUUAUUAGCCUCUCAAUGCUUUUCCUUUAAAUUAAGAGUUUCUAACGCUGUAAAACUAUUUAAAGGAACAAAGAUUAUCAAUUAAGCAAAAUAUUAAUAUUUUAGAAAAAUAUACAUAUGGACACAUAAAACAUUUCCCAAAUAGUUGAGCCGCUUAAAUAUGCACUAUUUAUUUUUACUAAAACCACCGCUGGGUUGCAGUUGUUCAACGGGAUUGAAACCCUUAGAACUCAGUUAGUGUAGAAUUGACUUAAGUUAUCUGAACUUAACUUAA